Brachypodium distachyon (stiff brome) is the source of this 2991-nucleotide messenger RNA. RefSeq lists its product as uncharacterized. The transcript has 2 exons. The record is from RefSeq and is a predicted model, not a curated record. Lineage: Eukaryota; Viridiplantae; Streptophyta; Magnoliopsida; Poales; Poaceae. The coding region runs from base 32 to 2968 and encodes 978 amino acids.
UUUAAAAACAAUCGAUCAUGUCCCUGCCAGUAUGGACAGUGGGGAAAGUUCUUCCCGUCUUCCACCGCAACGUGGGCUUCCACGAGGUCGAUGUGGCCGUCGUCGGCGCACGACAUCGCCUGAUCCAGUGCCUACUCCAACUCGGGCUGCUGCUGCUGGAUCUCGCUGUAGGCGCAGGCUAUCAAAUGCAUCUGGGGCUUCUUCUUCGUCUAUUGAACAAAAUAUGAACACACCAAGCUCAUCUAUGGCACAAAAUGUUUUUGUUCAGCUACCAGAGCCUUCUGUUUCUGUCACAAGCCCAACCCACCAUCAUCGACGUAGGUUUGAUAUUCCUAGCCUUCUGAAAAAAGAACACCUUCAGGAACAAUUUUUACACCUUUAUAUCUUGGAGGCCCUCAGCAUAAUUGUGUGCAUUGCCAUUCCUUCUUCUGGUACGAUGAGAGACAGAAAUACAUCAAACCCAUCCUAUAAUUUAUGUUGCAAAGGAGGUAGAAUCAAGCUUCCGCCUUAUGCCCCACCUCCACAGCCCCUUAUGGAUUUGUUGACUUCACAGACCAGUUCAACUUCAAGACACUUUUUUGAGCAUAUUCAGCAAUACAAUGCCAUGUUUGCUAUGACUUCAAUGGGGGCUAAGGUUAUUGAGUCUAUAAAUGAUGGACAUGGGCCAUAUGUUUUCAAGAUUAGCGGACAAGUUUGUCAUCGUAUCGGUACACUGCGUCCAUGUGACGGUCAUCCACCCGAAUAUUGCCAGCUUUAUAUAUAUGAUACGGAAAAUGAGAUCACCAACAGGAUAAACGUUGCUUCUUCUAGCCAGGGCUCUUUUCAUGCUAAUCAAGGGAUAGUUGCCUCUCUCAUAAGAAUGCUUGACAUAAAUAACCCUAUUGUCCAGCUUUUCAGAAGUGCCCGUGAAAGGUUAGAUGGAUAUACAUCCUCCGACCACUACCGUAUUAGGAUAUUUGGUGAUGUCGAUGCUCAUGGUGAUAUAUUUAGUGCUCCGGUUGCAUCCGAGGUUGUGGGGUUGAUUGUGAGUGACGUUGGAGCAACUGACAUUGGUAGUGACCUUAUAGUGGAAGAUCGUUCAGCAGGCCUUCAACAAAUAAAUGGGAAACACCGUAAAUUUAUGUCCAUGCAGUAUCCUCUCUUAUUUCCAUAUAGAGAAGAUGGUUAUCAUGAAUCAUUAGUAUAUCAGCAAACCCCUGGAUCUGAAAAUCUACGUCGCAAGAAAGCAACAAUGCUAGAGUACUAUUGUUAUAGGUUCCAUGAUAGGACUGAGGACUUCAACACUCCAUUGAAAGGCAAGCGAUUGACACAAAGUUAUGAAGUUGAUGCUUAUUGUUGUGUUGAGGGGGAUCGGAUAGGGCAUUACAGAAAACCAAGUUUCCAGCGAAAAUAUAGAUCAGCACCUUAUAACUCUUUGGCUAAUUCUGUAUCAAGUGGCGUUACUUCUGGGUCUUCAGCCGGGCAAUGGGUUAUUUUGCCCUCUUCUUUCACUGGAGGUCCUCGCUAUCUUUAUCAAAACUAUCAAGACUGUAUUGCUAUCUGUAGAAAAUAUGGCUGCCCAGAUUUAUUUAUCACAUUCACGUCAAACCCUGCUUGGCCGGAGAUUGCAGAAGCGUUGGCAUCUUUCCCUGGGCAACAACCUUCUGAUAGACCUGACAUUGUAGACCGGGUUUUCAAAAUGAAAUUGAAUCAUUUAAUGGAUGACAUAAAAAAAAAGAAAUUUUUUGGUCCCAUAAAUGCAGUUGUGUACACAAUCGAAUUUCAAAAACGUGGUCUCCCACAUGUUCAUAUUAUAUUAUGGUUGGCCAGCGAAGAACCUCUAGAUGCCGAGAAAAUUGAUUUGUACAUCUCUGCUCAGUUGCCAGGCCCAACAACUGAUCCAAUUGGAUAUGAAGCAAUUUCUUCUUUUAUGAUUCAUGGUCCAUGUGGCCCUCUGAAAUCCAACGCAUCUUGCAUGUCUGAGGGAAAAUGCUCAAAAAAUUUCCCUAACGAGUUUUGUGAAAAAACCAGUAUAGACAGCAAGGGUUUUGCUCAGUAUGCUCGGCCUAACAAUUGGAUGGUCGUAAAUAGAAAUGGAAUAAACAUUGACAACAGAUUUAUUGUUUCUCAUAAUGUGGAUUUGGUUGUUAAAUAUCAGGCUCAUAUAAAUGUAGAAAGGGUCAACCAUGAUGGUAUGCACAAGUAUCUUUUCAAAUAUGUCACAAAAGGGUUUGACUGUUCCAGAGUUGGAUUUUAUAGAAGCAUUGGCCAAAAUAUCAAUGAAAUCAAUAACUAUCUUGAGUGUCGUUAUGUCACCCCACAUGAGGUAGCAUGGCGCAUAUUUCAGUAUGAUAUUCAUCAUACUGACCCAUCAGUCGAGCGCCUUCCUGUCCAUCUGCCAUUAGAAAAUAAUGUGGUCUAUGUAGAAGAUGAUAACCUUGAAGAAGUAAUUUCAAAUCCAGAGAACCUGAAAACUAAACUCACUGCCUGGCUAGAGGCCAAUAGACGAUCCUCAGCUACUCAGCAGCACACUUAUAUUGAGUUUCCUGAGCACUGGACUUGGCAUUCCAACAAACAUACAAAAUAUUGGGAUGUGCGUAAAGGUUCCCAAAGAAAAAUUGGCCGUGUAGCUAAUGUCAGCCCUGCACAAGGAGAGCUUUUUUACCUUCGCAUGUUGCUCUAUGUUGUCAAGGGUUCAAAGUCCUUUUCUGAAAUCCGCACUAUAGGGAACCACGAAUGCCCAACCUACCGUGCAGCCUGCGAAUCUUUACGCCUUCUUGGGGAUGAUCAAGAAUGGUCCCGUGCUCUCACAGAUGCAGCGCAAUGGGCUACUGUUCCUCAGCUACUACAACUUUUUGUCACAAUGCUUCUAUUCUGUGAGGUUACAAAUCCAAAGAGGCUUUUCGAUGAACAUGUCUCAUCCAUGAGCGAAGACAGUACAUGUAAAAUAAAUUGGAACCCUCUGCUGAGAGCCAAUUCAUCUCCAUAAAUUGUUCUCUCUUUUCUCCUCUU